GGGGCGGGGCCGGCUGAGGCGCUGAGGGGAGUGGCGGGAAGGGCGGUGGCUGCUCGGCCGGGGCUUCGCGCCCUCGGCUGUGUGACAGCCGCACCCGGCCUGCACCAGAAAGGCAGGUCUGGGGGUCGCGAGCGCUCAGCGAAGCUGAAAGUAGCGGUGGUUUGAAAACUCUGGUAUUCGAACCUCAGAGCGGUGCCCGGCUGUUGGCACCACAGCUGCCAGCGGUGCCAUAGCGAGGCGCUCCGCCGCCCUUCUGCGCGCAGAGAGCCGCGAAACCGGGCUCAGCUUCCAGCCGGGCAGCCUGCCAGCCAGUCAGGUGAGUCGCCGAUGUAGAGCACGUCCCAGCGGACAGCCGUCUCCUCAGCGUCCUGCCGCAGUCCCCUGGGGGCUGAGCGGUGUGGGAGCGGCAGGCAGGCCAUGUCUCCUGCAGGUAAAUGGCAGCCCCUGAGCCUCGUGUUUCUUUUGGGGAUGGGGAUGGCGGCGGGGGAUAGCAGCUGCCCGAGCGGGUGCAGCUGUCGGUACCUGGAGGUGAACUGCACGGGGCGGCAGCUGCAGGAGUUCCCCACGGCCAUCCCGCUGGACACGAGGCAGCUGAUCCUGGCGGCCAACAACGUCUCGUACCUACCGGCAGUGGAGCUGAGCUUCCUGGCGGAUCUGGUGUACCUGGACUGCCAGAAGAACCUCCUAGGGGAUGACCUGGAUUUCACUUUCAUCGGCGUGGUCAAGCUCGUCUACCUGGACCUCAGCUUCAACAACCUGACGCAGGUCACCUUCAGCACCUUCUCGCAGCUCCUCAGCCUGGUGGUGCUGAAGAUCUCGGACAAUCCCAACCUCGUAGCUAUCGAGAAGGAUGCUUUCGCCAACAACACCUGGCUGAGGCACCUGGACGUGAGCCGGACUGGUUUAACGUUCCUAGAUGCCAGCACCGUCCAGGACCUGCCCAACCUGAGGUUUCUGGGGCUCUCUGACAACCUGUGGCACUGCAACUGUUCCUUUUUGGACUUCAUCACCUGGAUGACAGAGAGCAGUGUUCAUUUUCCAGACGCCGACAACAUCACCUGCUAUACACCAGAAGCCCUUCGUGCCUUGAAGAUGCCUGCAGCAGAGGUACAGCUGGACUCCAGCUGCCAGACCCACCUGCACAAGCAGGACUACAUCUUUCUGUGUUUCAUUGGCUUCUGCAUAUUCUUUGCUGGCACUGUGGUGGCCUGGCUGGCUGGCAUCUGUGCCGUCAUCUACCAAAUCCACAGUUCAAAGCAGGAGGAGGAGGAGGAAGAAGAGGAGAAAGAUGCAGUCACUUAGGGUCAGCCCUACAAAGCCUCCUGGAUGCCGCCCUGGGAAUUGAAGGCAGGCCCUUCUGAGCGAUUUCCCAAACUUUAUAUGCAGUUUUUUUGAAGUGAAAUAAAACCACAAGAGAAGAUA
Messenger RNA from Gallus gallus (chicken), 1422 nucleotides. It is a transcript of the gene LRRC52, whose product is annotated as leucine rich repeat containing 52. The record is from RefSeq and is marked validated. Gene Ontology annotation, molecular function: voltage-gated potassium channel activity; transmembrane transporter binding; potassium channel activator activity. Gene Ontology annotation, cellular component: voltage-gated potassium channel complex. The transcript is spliced from 2 exons. The coding region runs from base 418 to 1302 and encodes 294 amino acids. NCBI's taxonomy places the organism in Eukaryota, Metazoa, Chordata, Aves, Galliformes, Phasianidae.